Molecule: messenger RNA, 1800 nt
Organism: Colletotrichum karsti
Lineage: Eukaryota; Fungi; Ascomycota; Sordariomycetes; Glomerellales; Glomerellaceae
Product: putative MYB DNA-binding domain-containing protein
Exons: 4
Source: RefSeq, a predicted model, not a curated record
CUGCUCCCUCCCCUGCAGUCGCAGUCGCAAAUCUCCACCACCCACCACCCUCACUUCUUCAACAUCGUCAUCGUCCACUUCAUCCUUUCCAAUCCAAACCCUCUUUCACGUCUGAUCACCAACCCCGUGUCUGCAGACUCGACCGAUAUGAGCAGAACCCGGCCUUCCGAUUCGCGCCUCGCUCCCUCCCCUCACCCGCCGAGAUGGACCCCCAAAUUCGAACAAAGGGUCCCCAACGUCCAAGCCUCCGACGUUGACGACGAAGAAAUAAGCUUCAAAGUCCCCCCCUCCCGUGAUCCAUCAUGUCUCGACAAAGUCAACAUGUCCGCCAUCGAGCCCAGCUUCAACCCACACGGAACCACACCGGUACGGAUACUGCGGUACCACCAAGUCAGACAGCUCUCCACCAACGAGGAGACUAAUUCUACAAGACGGCAACACCAACUCGGAACUUCUCUCUUCCAGUCUCUGUCAUCAUCAGCACCAGUAUCAACUACCGCAACUACCAGCGACUACCACCAACCUUUCAAAAUUCCUUCCUACGCCUCUCCCGAGAUUCCGCAACCAACCGCGACCAUUCUUUCCACACCGCCCAGCCACGAAUGUUCGCUGACUCUGGACGGGAAGUCCCAUCACCGCGACACCAUAGCUCUGUCACAGGAUCGCAGUUUGAGAGACUACCACGCUCGCGACCCCGCAACGUCGCACCAACAGCCCUCCCCUCUCCCGACGCCGCCCGAAAGGGCAUUCGCUCAACCAAUUCUUUCACUUCAGAGCCCGGCGACCGUCCAGAGCGGUUCGCUCUGGCGGAACCCAUGUAUCGGAGGCACACUGGCGGGCAACUAUCGAGUAGGGGACUACAAUGUCGAUUACUCUGCGCAGGAGUCGCAUCCCGAGCAGAGUCAGCAGCAACAUGGUUAUGACACGACGCCUUCCCAUCAGCAGCACCAUAGGAGUUCCAUUCAUCAUGGCGCCGCCCAUACGCCUACUCUCCAUGACCCGUCGCCGAGUCACCAUCCGCACCAUCCAGGAAUGCAGCAACACCACUCUCACCACCCCCACCAGGUACUAAUGGAUCCGGGGCACCAGAUGGGACACGCGCGGCAUCUUGGCCCGCCUCAUUAUGGUGCCCCAGGGCCGGUCGUUGCGCCCUUGUACCCUUCCAUGACAACGCCUACGCAAGCCCAUACGCCGCAUGGAGCUCCUAAGCGGCCGAGGCCGGAUGACCUCGACUUGUCCGUACCCGGAAUUCCUGACCUGGAGCAGACUGACCUCGAAAGUAUGCAACAAACACCACUGGGGGCUGCCUACGCACAGGCGGGGGUCCAACAAGUACAGGCUCCCACGCACCAUCACCACCGGCUUCCUGACACGGGUCCUCCUUCCAAGAUGAUGCGGCACGAUGGUGAUGGAGAUAGAGGUGGGGCUCCGAGCGUGGUAGGACAAGCUGGUAUGCCCGCUCCGGCACCGAGACCGCGAGGCCCGAAACUUAAGUUUACGCCCGAAGACGACCAACUCCUGAUCGACUUGAAGGAGAACAAGUCCCUUACUUGGAAGCAAAUCGCCGACUUCUUCCCCGGUAGAUCAUCGGGAACCUUGCAAGUACGCUACUGCACGAAGCUGAAGGCCAAGACAACCCAAUGGACCGACGAAACGGAUCAAAAGCUUCGUACUGCUCUCCAGGACUACGAGAAUGAAAAGUGGCGUAUCGUAGCCAACAAAGUCGGUACUGGCUUCACUCCUGCUGCUUGCCGCGAACGCGCUCAGGAGUUGAUGGGCGGUAUGGGUGCUCCCUUAUAG